UCUGAAAGUAUGCACAAGAAAAACAUGAAGAAAGAAGGCGAUCUUGUACGAGAAGAUGCCCCAAAACCCACCAUUGGAAAACCCUCACCGGGAGAUCUAAGUUCUGACUCGUACAUCCUUUACUUCAAGGGUUUGAGAAACUGGCAGUGGCAGAUACCAACGGGUUUAACAUUGGCUGGAUUUGGGGUUGCAAUUAGCAGAGAAGACGAUGAUAAUAUCUUGUUUCAGAUGAACGGCCUACUUGAUGACUCAGACGUUUCAAUUUGGGAGGUUGAGUUUAUGGCAUUGAAGCUAGGACUAAACAAAGCCCUAAGUUUGGGGAUCAAUCAUAUCUCAUUUUACUGCGAUGACCAUGAUAUUUUCGAAUCGGUCAUGGGGAGAUUGGCUCCUACGAGUGAGAAAAUCGCCUUAUUAAUGGAUGAUGUGCAAAGCAUCAGACAAAAAUUUACAACGAGCAUCCCUGUUCUUGUGACUAGAACUCGGACUAAGUUUGUCUUUGAUCUCGCAAUGGAAACACUACCAAAGCCUCUUUUUGGUAGAGCUGGUAAUAUGUUNAAGUAA
This is a messenger RNA of Camelina sativa (false flax), 561 nucleotides long. Lineage: Eukaryota; Viridiplantae; Streptophyta; Magnoliopsida; Brassicales; Brassicaceae. The record is from RefSeq and is a predicted model, not a curated record.